AUGAGUGUAGCUGAGCCAUCUGUAGCUAGCCGCAAUGUGAUGUGGAUUCUCAUUCCAUCUUUAAUCAUUGAUAUGUUUGCAUUCACUUGUAUUCUACCAUUAUUUCCCAGCAUGCUAAAUUAUUACGCUAAAAAUGUCGUUUUUUCAGGUCUGCUUGGCUCACUAUUUAGCGCUUUGCAAUUUUUGGCAUCACCAACUCUCGGGGCUCUUUCUGACGUCUAUGGUCGAAGAACGAUGCUGCUAGCUUCUGGUAUCGGUACUAUGAUCUCUUACAUGAUCUGGCUGCGCGCCGAGACAUUUACCAUCUUUGUUCUUAGCAGAAUUGUUGGCGGACUCAGUAAAGCCAAUAUAAAUGUGGCCACAGCUAUUGUUUCAGAUGUAUAUAAACCUGAAGAUAAUGCCAAAGGAAUGGCUCUCAUCGGCAUCUCCUAUUCAGUCGGAUUUCUGAUUGGACCUAUGUUUGGAGCUUAUUUUUCCACGAUUGCGCCAAAGGUGGGGCUUUAG
Molecule: messenger RNA, 504 nt
Organism: Cylicostephanus goldi
Lineage: Eukaryota; Metazoa; Nematoda; Chromadorea; Rhabditida; Strongylidae
Source: the annotation of a GenBank genome assembly